Paramuricea clavata is the source of this 2962-nucleotide messenger RNA. Lineage: Eukaryota; Metazoa; Cnidaria; Anthozoa; Malacalcyonacea; Plexauridae. The record is from the annotation of a GenBank genome assembly.
AUUAGCUCCCUCCCAGGCCUACAAUAAGCUCGGAAUCCAAGAUGGCCGCCGAAACUGAAGUUGAAAUAAAAGGUUUAAAAAGACCUCUAGUCGAAGAUUACAGCGACGAUGAUGAGGAAGAAGAAUACGUACAUAAAGGUUAGCAAUUGUCCCUUUAGUUUGGUAGCUAAAAUGGCCACUUGAGCCGCUCAAACGGUAGAUAUUAACUCUGUAAUAUAGGUUAACUAGUGACCACAGUAUAGCUGAAAAUGACCAGCAGCUAGUCAGGCCAGGGUUAUUACCAUUACUUUAUGACUGGUUUGCAAUCAUACCAAGUAUUAGCUGAAAAUGACCAGCGGCUAGUCAGGCCAGGUUAUUACAUUACUUUAUGACUGGUUUGCAAUCAUACCAAGUACAAUCAAUAUGCAAUUUUUAUCCUGUACUGAGCUCAAAAGAGAACUGAUAUGUGCAUAUGUCUGUGUAUUAAAUACCCAAGAAUCUUCCUUUUAUAUUAAAAUACAACCUAUCCAGACAAAAGAGCUAGAAGCUAGAUUGCAUGUGAUAUACACAAGCAAUGAUUCUGAAAAACUUGUGCCUAAUAUUUCCCAGAUAGUUCAUCCAAUAUUGUAUUUAUACGCAUAGUCGGAUCAUAUUUCAAGAUGAACUAUUGCCCAGAUUUUUCUGAACAGAAGAACCAUUGAUAGCUUGUCUUGAGAGAUGAUCCGUCUGUUUGCCGCAUUUAUACAUCGACAUUUCUCAGAUGAACUAUCCGGCCUCUUUCUACCAGAAUUCCUCCAUGCAAAUUGUCUACCCCUUGUAUAAAUUGAUCAUAGUUAAUUAUCACAUUUCAGAUGAAUAUGUAAACAAAAGCCGACAAUGUCCCUACCUGGAUACAAUUAACAGGUAUAGAUGAUCAAAUUCCAUUUCCUGUAUCCGGCCCUAUGCAGAAUUCUAAAAAUAAAUCAAAACAAUGACUGAACUAGAUGGUUUGGAGAACAGUGGGAUUUUCAAAACAAUGACAGAUAACAGAACUUUCAAUCAUGGAUCGUGACUGAAUGGCACUAUUUUUCAUUUUAGGCAAAUUCUUGAUUUUGACUUUGAGAAGCUGUGUUCAAUAUCAUUGUCACAUACAAAUGUCUAUGCUUGUCUUGUCUGUGGAAAAUAUUUCCAAGGUAAAACCAAAUUUCUUUAGAUUUCUGCAAUAUGCAGUUGCCUGAUUAUAAUUCCCCCCCUCAGUCACAUGUGAGAAGAGUGCUUCCAAUUUGACUGUACCAAAAACCAUUCUGGUUCCCUCCUAGAAAUUGAUGGUAACUUUGGUUUGUAUUUAUUGCAUUUGUUUCAGGUCGUGGUAAACAUUCCCAUGCUUAUACCCAUAGUGUUCAAGUUGGUCACCAUGUUUUUCUUAAUUUACAUACAUUGAAGGUAAGAUGAAACCAUCACCAUUACCACUACCAUCAUCAUGCACCACCACCAUCUUCACCACUGCUACAAUAAUCAUCAUUACUAUCAUCGUCACCACUAUAAUUAUCACCACCAUCAUCAUCAUCACCAUUAUCACCAUUACUGCCACCAUCAACACAACCAUGUACAGUACCAUAACACUACCACCACCAUAUACCAUUGUCAUCACCACCAUGCACCAAAAUCGCCACCACUAACAUAACCAUUAUCACCACCACAUAUCAUCAUCACCACCAUCAUCAUCAUCACCACCGUCAUCAUCAUCGCCACCAUUACCAUCAACAUCACUAUAUAUUGUACUUCACCAUACGGUGUACCGGUAUAGUGCUUGUUAGUAAUUACAGUACUGUACAUGUCAAAAUUUUGAUUUUCAGUUUUAUUGUUUACCUGACAAUUAUGAAGUUAUUGACUCGUCCUUGGAUGACAUAAAGGUACUCCACCACAUAUAUGUACCAUACUAUACAUACAUUCCACCCAUAUUCUGUUUGAACCAUAUACCAAUCCUAUGAGUGCCAACCAUGUGUUGUUACUCUGUUUCAGUAUGUGCUCAACCCAACAUUUGAAAAGUCUGAAGUAGCACAACUAGAUAAAACAAACAAACUAUCAAGAGCUUUUGAUGGAACAACCUAUCGUCCAGGUAUUACAAAAAUAAUAACUUUAUUUAUACUGGAUAGUUCCAUCAUUCUAAACUGCUCUUCCUAGAGAUCCAGUAAUGAUCAUCUCUUAUUAUUGGUCCAGUGGCAUUACAGGAGGAAACCUAAACUAAACUAACUUUAUUUAUACUAGAUAGCUCUAUCAGUUCUAAACUGUUCUUCCUAGAGAUCCAGUAAGGUUCAUCUCUUAUUGAUCCAAUGUUACUACAGGAGGAAACCUAAACUAAACUAACUUUAUUUAUGCUGAAUAGCUCUAUCAGUUCUAAACUGUUCUUCCUAGAGGUCCAGUAAGGAUCAUCUCUUAUUGAUGCAGUGUUACUACAAGGGGAAACCUAAACUACAUGUAAACUAACUUUAUUUAUACUGGAUAGAUCUAUCAGUUUUAACCUUUUCUACCAAAUGUCCAGUAACUGUCACACCCCAGGUUUACAGCAGGAAAUGUGAACUAUUUUGCUACAGGUAUAUCUAUUGUUUCAUGUAGGUGUGGUGGGUUUAAAUAACAUCAAAGAAAACGAUUACCUUAAUGUAGUUCUGCAGGUCGGUUGCUGUCUCCUUAAUCAUCAGUUUCCAAAAUAAUUCAAAUUCAAACUUAUCUCUUCUUUAUCUAUUCCAGGCAAUGUCAUUUGCCCCCACAAUUCGCGAUUUCUUUCUACGUGAAGAGAACUACAAAGACAUCAAAAUGCCUUCAGGAGAUAUUUCGUUUAUUUUAGGUAUUUUUAUUCCACUGACGUAAUUUACAGGGUGUAGUGGUUUACUACUGAAGUUUCUCUAUUCUAUGUUACUAGCGCAAAGAUUUGGUGAAUUAUUGCGAAAAUUAUGGAAUCCAAGAAAUUUUAAGGCCCAUGUCAGUCCUCAUGAAAUGCUUCAGG